Molecule: messenger RNA, 354 nt
Organism: Spirometra erinaceieuropaei
Lineage: Eukaryota; Metazoa; Platyhelminthes; Cestoda; Diphyllobothriidea; Diphyllobothriidae
Source: the annotation of a GenBank genome assembly
AUGCAGAUCCAUCUGGAGGUCAUUAACGAGGGGGUAGGUCCAGCCGCCAUCCUUAGCCGCCUCGACAACAGAAUUUAUGCCGUUGACAGGGCAGCCAAUCUCAUUGCCUCACACAUGCCUGCAACGAUUUUCGAGUGUCUGCGACGAGAGUUUGGUCACCCUUCGAUGCCCUGGGUUGCUCGUGCAGCCCUGAAGGAGCGCCGACAGCUUGCUGGGGAAUCGGUCGUCGACUUCCAACGACAUCUACGUGUCCUGGCCCGACAGGAGUUUCCCGACAACUCCUUCGCAGAGCUGGAGGCCAGGAUACUGCAGAACUCUGUAUAUGGCAUCGCCCUCCCAGAGAUCCAACGCUAG